GCUGCCUGCCUGAUUCACACGUGUGUGGAUAGUCCACCCUCCACUAAGCCUGUAUUCUUGUCUUUGGGGAUAAAACAGUGAACAAGACAGCAACCUAGUCCAGGCUGAAGAAGAUCAAAGACGAAGACCCCCGGUGGGGGCAGCCAGAUCUGCACGGUCAACAGCAGCAAGAGGACCACCAUGGCUGGAUCACAGUCUGUCACUGGAUGCAAUAAAGAGCAAAGCAGACAAGGCACUGGCUCUUGUGGAGUGUACAGUCUGAUGGGAUUGACAGAGGUUCUCCACAUCUUCUGUAGUAUAUAUCCCAGCUGAGGCCCAUGGCAUUUUGAGCACUCUAGGCUGAUUAUCCUCUACCUCUCAUGCCUUUGGUCUUUCUCUCCAUGAUGUGUUUUGUGCCUGAGCAUGAGAACAUGCUUACAUCUCUCCUAACUGAAACAAAGCCUCUCCUGACCUCAUGCUCCAGUGGCUCCUGCUGCCUGCCAGUCCCACGGCUGGGACCUGCCUUUCUGCAGAGAGCAAGCAUCCUGCUCUGGGCCACGUGGCAGCUUAGUGGUAAAGACUAAGUGGGACCUGUGGUUUCCUGGCAAACUUGUGGCUGGUGGGUGCUCAAGGGAAGGGACCUGAAGCUCAGAUCAGCAUUGCCUGGGCUUGUGACAUAUUCCUCUUUCUGAGAGUCCACAAGUUCCUGGUCUGAUCAGGAUUAAUUCCUCCAGGAUGUCAUCAAGAGUACACAAGUUUUCCUUCUUCUCUUGUCUGGGUCUGCAUGGGAAGUAAGGACAGCCACAUAUUCCUGAAUAAAGGAAGACUUUGCAAGUCACAUGGAGACUUCUAGCGGAAUCUUUAUGAGUUUGGUGGCUGAAGGUCAGAUGGGCUGAUAAAGAAGUCACGAUGCCUUGUGGUUUGAGUUCCUUGAUCAUGUACCCCUAAGGGAAGUAAGUUGGCGGUGACCGUAGAUGACGGAUGACGGAACCUGUCAGCCUUGGCAGGUGCGUCUUCAGUUCACCUCACACUUUGGGUUCCUCAGGAGGAAGGGCUGGAGCCCUUGCCCACCGUUAGGACCAUGAUGUUCAGGCUGCUCUUGGCUCUCAACUUAUUCCCUUCGUUUCACAUAGCAGAAAACAAGAUUUUGGUGAAGCAGUCGCCCAUGCUUGUGGUGUAUCACAAUUUGGUCAACCUUAGCUGCAAGUAUACCUACAACCUCUUCUCAAAGGAGUUCCGGGCAUCCCUUUAUAAAGGAGUCGAUAGUGCCGUGGAAGUCUGUGUUGUGAAUGGGAAUUACUCCCAUCAGCUUCAGUUUCACUCAAAUACGGGGUUCAACUGUGAUGGGAAAUUGGACAACGAAUCAGUGACAUUCUACCUCCGGGAUUUGUACGUUAACCAAACAGAUAUUUACUUCUGCAAAAUCGAGGUCUUGUAUCCUCCUCCUUACCUAGACAACGAGAAGAGCAAUGGAACCAUUAUCCAUGUGAAAGAGAAAUAUUUCUGUCCAGAACCUCAAUUUCCUGAGUCUUCUAAGCCCUUCUGGGCACUGGUGGUGGUCGGUGGAGUCCUGGCUUUCUAUAGCUUGCUGGUGACAGUGGCCCUUUGCGCUUGCUGGAUGAAGAGUAAGAGGAGCAGGCUCCUUCAGAGCGACUACAUGAACAUGACCCCGCGGCGGCCCGGGCCCACGCGCAAACACUACUACCAGCCCUACGCCCCAGCCCGCGACUUCGCGGCCUACCGCUCCUGACACGGACGCCUAUCCAGAAGCCGGCCGGCUGGCACUCCCCACCUGCUCAACAUCACUGCUCUGGAUAGGAAAGGACCGCCUCACCGUCAGCCGGCCACCUCGGGCCCCUGUCAGGCCACCAGCGCCAAGUUUUCUUGAGCGACUGGACCAAAUGUCAAGAUCAUUUUGAAACUCUGAAAUGAAGUCGAAGAAAUUUCCUGUGGCAGGCCACGUCUUGUAGUGCCACGACCCAGAUUCCAACUCACCAUGUAUUAUUGACUUCACUGAGAAGUUAGGGCAGAAAACACAAAGUAAGUGGAUUCUGUUAGGCUUGAAAUCUGCUUGCAAGCUGCUGGCUGAGCCCGUUUCCUUUCCCACUCAUCUGCACAUCUCAGUCUAGCAAAGUGUGAUAUCCACUGAUGGUUUAAACGGAGAAGAAAGGCUAGAAAAUCAUUCCUUUUGGUUAAAUGGGUGUUUAGGGUGGGAACAGCUUAGAGUAGGGGUAGGGGGAGGGAGACUUGAGUAUUUUGAAACCAUUAAAACACUGUCUUCUAGUCAUGAAAUGAGCCAUUUAGUUCCUAUUUAAUGUUUUCCUUUUAGUUUAGAAAGACGUAGACAUUGUCUUUGAGCGAUUCUGACCCUAUUUAGUUAUUUUGAGCAAUGGAAUCCCCUCAAAGCAAUACCAGGCAAAUCGACUUGCUUUUCUCACUCCCUGUGAUGGGAAUUCAGUGUUAAUGUUCACAGCAUGAUUUCAAAAGAAUGAAAUAGUUCUCCUACACCAAGGAAGAAUGUGUCAGAAAAUAAGGUCACUUUAUGUCAAAAUUAUUUCAAUACUAGGAUGGAUUAUUUGUUUAGCAGCUCAUCCCAGUCAAACCACGUUAUGGCUUUUCUGUUCCAUACGUUUCAGGUUCGCACAGUUGUUCUCUUGAUUGUGUGUGUGGAGAUCUGAGUGGGCUGCUCAAAGAGCAGCCAGAGGAGAAGUGAGGACACUGUGAAAAGGGACAUUAGCAUUCAUGAGGGUAUGAGGGAUGGGUCCCAAAAAGCGUCUUUUGAAGGAGGGAGAAUAGAAGAGAAUGAUGAAAUUCUCGCCAUGUGCUGAGGAGGUGGCUGGCAUCGGGCGGAAGCUUUCUGGAAGGCAUCAGGAAGAAGGAGCCCUGGUGAGAGCUCCUUUACAGGGACUUGAAAUGCUUUAGGGAUCAGAGCUCCAAAACUCUGGAUUCAGCUGCCCCUGUACCCUAGAGGUCCACUGACAUGGGAAAGUAUUUUAGAGUGAGUUUUUUGAGACAGCAUCAAAGUUCUCAAGAGACUCUGCAAGGCCUGACCCUGGAAUGACCGUGGAUAUUUUUCUGCCUCCAGUUUGGAUCAACUGGAAUAUGCCUGAGGACUUUGAAGAAUGGCUCUGCUGCUGUCUUUACAAUGUUGCUCAGUGCUUUGGUUAAUUCAGGCAUUGGAGGAGCCUAGUUUUGAGAGGCAGAUAGAGUGGGUUCAAGUCCCAUUACUAGUUGAAUGGCCUCAAAGCAAGUCACCACCGAUCUAAGACUAUGGUUCUUCAACUACAAAAUGAAGAAAAUGAUCACAAAGGUCUGUUCCUGUGCUAAAAUCUCCAUGAGGGCAUGGCCCAAGUCUUUGUCUCUGCUUGUCGCUGGCAUUUAGUAUCAUGCCUGUCAUAUAAUGUUAGUAUUAUUAUUAUUGCCAUGUAGAUAAAUUAGGUAAGAAAAUUCAACUGGGCAAUGAUCUAAGAAGGGAGGGAAUAUUGUAACACAAAUGUAAACCCACUACGCAGGGAUGAGGUGCUAUAAUAUAUGAGAACCUCUUAACUUCCACCAUUUUCCUGUUUCUUGGAGUAUUUUAUCUUGUAAUGAAAUAUAGGGCAUUUGCCUUCCCCAUUUUUAUGUACAUAAAGAGGUCUUUUAACUGUUUUUUUUUUUUUUUUUUAAUGUGGGGAGGAGGUGAGGGAUAGGAAUCUUAUGAUUCCAGACAACAAAUAUUGUACUCUGGUUGAUUUUUAAAUAGGCUCCCAUUCCAUGAUUUUAAUCAAUCCAAAGAAGGUCAAACUCAGCAGUACUUGGGUAAUGAAGGACUGUUGAAUUUACACUGGCAUUUGUGCCACUUGCUGGCUUCUUGGUACACAAAGUUCUUCAAUCAGGUUAUCAGAUUGUAUUUGAAAAUGACAGAGCUGGAGAAGUUUGAGAGAGGGCAGUAGCAAAUACAUUUUUUAAAAAUGGAAAGAUUUAAUCUAAUGUAAUAAAUGGUUCUAUUUUCUAACUGGAAAAGUAGGUUUACUAAAGAUGAAUCAUACUUGAGAUUUUUCUUACUCACUCUGAACAGAACCAAAGUAGAAAUGUUAUGUAGGGAAGGAUGUUUUCACUAUUAGUAUGAACCAAGAAAUGGCUUAAAAACAGUGGUUGGAGCAAAGCUUUUAUGGUUUCAGAUAUAGUAAUUAUGAAGAAAACAAUGUCAUUUGCUGCUAUUAUUGUAAAAGUCUUAUAAACUAAUGGUAUUCCUGUAAUUUUUGAUUGUGAGCCUACUAUUUGGGGCUAAGCAUGCCAAUUUAAAGAGACCAAGUGUACAUUAUGUUCUAUGUAUUGUCAUAAAAUUACUAAACCACCAUAUGCCUGCUUUAAAUUUGUAUUUUAAUAUUAUCUUUCAGUAUUAGGAAAGAUACACUUUAAGAGUAGACAUGCUUCACUUUGGCAGUUAUUCUGGAGAAAACUUGCUAUUUAAGAGAGGUGUGGGAUAAAUCAUUUUAUAAACCUCUAGUUUAGUCUUUUUUUUUUUAAAGCUAGACUUUCAAAUACUAAUUUCAUCCAAACAAGGUACAUUUCUGGUUUUUUUUGCUUAGCUUUAGUCACAAUUUCUCAUUAGAUAAAUGGUUUACCUCUCUGAGAUAUCAGGCUGGGCUUACCUGUGCAAUUCUGUGUGAUGUGGACACCUGGAAGUUUCAGCCUUGACUCCAUCAAUCCCUGAGGAUAACUAACUGAGCCACCAGUCCUCGUGGCUAUUUUAAUGGGGGUGUUUGCAGCCAAAUGGAUGUCUCACCCUUCAUCGCAGCAUUUUACACUGCCAGAUGGGAACUAUACCAGGGUCCUGGGAACUGAUCCCAAAGUGUUAAAUCCAACUACAUGCUGGAGAUUGAAGAUGGUGCCAGUGAUGGACCCAGAACCAGGAUCAUGACUGCCGCAGACCUCUUAUUAACCCAGGUCGAAUGUAGCGGCGUGGACUCUCUCAAGACCUGGGGUGAGUGCGUCUGUGUUAUCUGCAAGCCCACUGGAGGCUCAGGUCAUGCAUCAAACGUCACAGGCAUGUUCCCAUUUCAAGGCCUUUACAUAUACUGUUCCCUCUGUCUACCUGGAUUGAGCCCUUGCCUCCUUCGAGUCCCUGCUCAGGUGUCACCUUUCCGCUAGAUAAAUACCCUCACAUGCUGUCCGCUUUCCUUGCUUAUUUUUCUCCAUCCCACUUUACCAUCUCUUACACUAGACAUUUUACUUGUUUAUUGUUUGUUUCCCCAAACUAGAAUGUAAGCUCCAUGAGGCAAAGAACUUUGUCUCUUUUGUUUAUUGCUGUAUCCCCAGUGCCUAGAACAGCGCCUGGUAUACAAUAAAUAUUUAUUGACUGGGUGGAUGAAUUUCACCUGGCCUUAUGAAUGAAUGGUCAGUCUGAAUGUGUUAAAAUCACACUUUGAGAAGAGGGUCAGUUUUAUUUUCUACUUUCCUGUUAAUAAGUUCAAAAAUUCACUUUAUUAGAAAACCAGGAGCUAAAGCAUGUAUUCACAGCCAAAUCAGGUGAAAGAAAAUCUAAUGGAUAUAAUAAGUUCAUUUACAUUUUAGGAAUUUUUGUGUAGUGAGGAAAACCAAUACUAUUAGAAAGAAUCAUGCUAAAAAGUCGUGUUAAGUAAGCCACAGUCAGGAGUAAGUUGAUUUUCCACUGAGGUCCUCAAAUUCCCUCUUGAGGGAGUAUUAACUAGGUUUUAAACAUAUCAUUAGCCUAAGACUUCUGCAAAUUUUGCAUUUGUAGUUAAAAUCUUUUCCUACUGCCAACCUGCCACUCUUCUAUGGGGUGAUUUUACCCCAGUAAAUUCUAUAAAUGCCUUACCUGGCUCUGAUUCAAAAAGAGCUCAAAAACUGGGAAUGCUGGGGACAGAAAAUUUCAGCUUCUUCACCUGUCAUGCACAUGUCACAGCUGAGCGCUCAAAUAGCUUGCAAUAGUUUGAAAAUAAAAUAACAACAACAAACAAGACUUGUGGUGUUUGGAGCAAAUUGAAAAUUUGAAUCGUAUUUAUAUUAAACACACACACACACACGCCCACACACACACACACACACACACACGCCCACACACACAGAGCUAUCAUCUUGUGGGUAGGGGAAGGCCCUUGAACAACAGACAUUAGAGUUGGUCUGAUAAUUCAUGUAGCUGCUUCUGUUUCCUUCAUUGUUUAUUUUACUUUAAGGGUAACCUGGAGUCAAAUAUAUGUGAUCUCCAAACCAACUCUUUUCUUUGUUGAAAUGGAACUUGUUAAACUUAAUAAAAGCAACUAAAACUUGAAAAAUACGAGCUUACAUGUCUCUUACUACUCCACAAAAGACUGAACUCAGCUAGUUGCUCAUGGUCCAAUAGGAGAAAUAAAAAUCAAUUGGAAAGAAAUAAGAUUGGUAAAAAGAAUAAAAUUAAAUUAAAAAAAAUCAGCCAUUAAUCUGCCCAAUAAGCCUCCUUUAUUGUGCUAAUAAAAAUAGCAACCCUAGUUCUGCAAAAAUGGUCUAGUACCUUGAAACUCAAGUUCAAAAGAAAUUCAAGUGCAAACUUCAAGACUUCACUCAGCAGACCUUCCACCACAUUCUAGCUAUACAACUGCAUGAACGCUGCAAUCGCCCACAACUCUGAAUUCACUUUUUCCCUUCCACUCUGAUAAAACAGAUUGAUUCCUUUUUAAGGAAUCAGCACCCUUCUCCUUUCUCAUUU
Microcebus murinus (gray mouse lemur) is the source of this 6667-nucleotide messenger RNA. The record is from RefSeq and is a predicted model, not a curated record. Lineage: Eukaryota; Metazoa; Chordata; Mammalia; Primates; Cheirogaleidae.